Messenger RNA from Haemonchus placei, 555 nucleotides. The record is from the annotation of a GenBank genome assembly. Lineage: Eukaryota; Metazoa; Nematoda; Chromadorea; Rhabditida; Trichostrongylidae.
AUGGCUCCAGAACCCCAACUUCCCACAGGAGUGUAUCCCUCUCAUCGGGCUCCGGUGAAGCCCUUGGUGCUUUUUGCCCAUUCCUACAAAACCGAUCAGAACGAACGCUUCAGAUUAUUGUUAAUCGAUUUUAGAAAAUAUACCGCAAGCGAGGAUGUGAACUAUAGUGCUCAUUCGUCUCGAUCGAGUUUUCGAUCCGAGUCGAUGACAUCACGAAGUGACCAACGAGGACGUUCUGUGAGCUCGGAAAUCAUCACGGGCUCGGAUACUCGUUCGUAUCCUGUUUACAUCGCAAUCCAAGACUAUCAACCAGAAGCUACUGAUGUCGAAGGUAUUCCCCUUGAACAGGGCCAGAUUGUCGAAGUUCUAGACAAGAAGAAUCCAGCCAGUUGGCUAGUGCGAACUAAGGCACGACCACCCAAAUCAGGAUGGAUCCCUGGAUCGUACUUCGAGACUCCGACAGAAUACUACAAACAACGCAGAAGAACUCGUGAACUUGAAUCCACAUCGACAACAAUGACUGAAGAUCAAGAAGCACUUCUCAAGCGAGAGUAA